GGGCGGGAGAAAGGCGCGUCUGUGGCCUAGGGUGUCGCCGCGGUGGCUCCCAUUCGAAGGCGACGGCGGUCGUCUAUAUUUCGGUUGUAAUCUCUCCAGAAAAAAAGGCGAAAUAACUCCGACUAGACAGUGAAUUUAACAGACUUCAGCGCUGAGAUAUUGUUCAAGUUCUUCCUUGUCCAGCUUGUGGCCGGGCUCUGGGAUGACGGGGUGUGCCGAUAAUUUGAAUUAGCUCGCCGUUAGUUUGAAGAAAGAGUGAGUCGGGGUAGAGAGAGAGAGAGAGAGAGAGGAGCCAUUUUGUCCCGACUGUGUGGGAGAAAAGAAAGAGUGGAAAAGAGGAAUCACACGGGAGGAGAUCCUAUUUUUGCUUUCUGUUCUCAUGCUGUAAGGGGGGGGGGGACAGUCGGACUUGGGGAAUCUAACUUCUCGGACACGUCCACGUUAUCCUGGAGGUAUUUAGCCAACUAGCUUGCCGAGCUAAUCAACACAUCCCAGAUUGUUAACUGUUUCACAGUCAAGAGGAGCGGGGCAGCUGGUGAGGUUGGCAAAGGAGCUGGCUUUACACUCGACACAGGCGUGCUAGGGUUAUCCGGGGUUGUGUUUCUUUUGUAACUUGCCUGGGUCAACACAAGCUGUUCUUCAAUGGCGAAGAAGACGUACGACUUGCUGUUCAAGCUGCUCCUGAUCGGUGACUCGGGCGUGGGGAAGACCUGUGUGCUGUUCCGCUUCUCUGACGACGCCUUCAACACAACCUUCAUCUCCACCAUAGGAAUAGACUUCAAGAUCAAAACUGUUGAAUUACAAGGAAAGAAGAUCAAACUACAGAUCUGGGACACAGCGGGCCAGGAACGGUUCCACACCAUCACCACCUCCUACUACAGAGGAGCCAUGGGCAUCAUGCUGGUCUACGACAUCACCAAUGCCAAGAGCUUCGAAAACAUCAGCAAAUGGCUGCGCAACAUUGACGAGCAUGCAAAUGAGGACGUUGAGAGGAUGCUGCUAGGCAACAAGUGUGACAUGGAGGACAAGAGGGUCGUACCCAAAGCCAAGGGGGAGCAGAUCGCGAGGGAGCACGGCAUUAGGUUUUUUGAGACGAGUGCUAAGGCCAACAUCAACAUCGAGAAGGGUUUCCUCACGUUAGCAGAAGACAUCCUCAGAAAGACACCUGUAAAAGAGCCCAACAGUGAAAACGUCGACAUCAGCAGCGGAGGUGGAGUCACAGGCUGGAAGAGCAAGUGCUGCAGUUGAACAACUCCUCAGUUUCACUCAUACUAAUGCACCCACGCACACACACACGCACACACACACACACACACACACAUCAACUCACACAUAUACACAGACACACACACACAAACAUGUUCUCUCUCUCUCUAACUGCUAACUAACUCUCUCGCUCUCUAAUAUGUCUCAUGCGUUUUCUUGCACACUGACACUCUCUCUCUCUUUUCAGAAUAAAACAAUAAACUACGUCACUUGUCUAAUCCCCCUCCUCCACCAUAUUCUUCCACUUUACAUCUGACGGUCAUUUUUAUUUCUGAUAAGAGAAAAUCCAGUCACGUUUCUUGUCCUUUUUAUUUUAAACGUUGUAAAAAAAAUAAUUAAAAAGUAAAAAAAAAAAAGCGUGAAAAGACAAGCUCAUAUUUUUAAUAUUUCCUUUGCCUGAGCUCACCUGGUUGGACACCCUCACCCACCCCUUAACCACACCCCCACUCAGAGCACUCUCCUUCAGAGGAAAUCAAAAGGAAAAGAAGAAAAAAAAGGACAAAUGUAGGAUUAACAUUUUGUACACUUAGUGGGGUUUCUGUUGUCUAACAGUAUUUGGUCAUUUACAAUUUGUUACCAAGUGACAGGUGUGGCUAGCUCCUUUUGUAUGUGGGGGUUUAAUUUGUCCUGUGCCUUAUAUGGAAGACAGGGGCGGGGCUGUGUGGUGGGCGGAGCCACAUCCACCCAAUGAAAUUACUGUUUUAAUAUUCUGUCAGUUUGGGCUCUUGUCAUGAGGAUGACAAAACUGAAGCAGACGUUUGAAUUUCUCCUCCAGCCAAGAGAACGGCAUUAUACAGUUUGUCCUGUUUAUUGAUGUUUUAUUUGUAUCUGUAUGAUUUAUUUGACUUUCUUUUUUUUUUUCCUAUUUGGGUUGAUUUUUAUUUUUUUCCCUGCAUGCAGAUUUCUUUGGGUUGGAAGCGUUCUGUAACAUUGUGUAACGUUCUCCACUGGCUAACUGUGGGCGGGAGGUACAGGAGUUCUCUUUGGAAAUUCAAACAGUUUUGCAGAUCCAUUAAAAAAUAAGCUUGUUUAAGUUAA
This is a messenger RNA of Cyclopterus lumpus (lumpfish), 2304 nucleotides long. It is a transcript of the gene rab10, whose product is annotated as RAB10, member RAS oncogene family. Gene Ontology annotation, cellular component: Golgi apparatus; recycling endosome; insulin-responsive compartment. Gene Ontology annotation, biological process: cellular response to insulin stimulus. Gene Ontology annotation, molecular function: GTP binding; GTPase activity. The transcript has 6 exons. The record is from RefSeq and is a predicted model, not a curated record. Bases 643 to 1248 code for a protein of 201 amino acids. NCBI's taxonomy places the organism in Eukaryota, Metazoa, Chordata, Actinopteri, Perciformes, Cyclopteridae.